Messenger RNA from Esox lucius (northern pike), 1807 nucleotides. It is a transcript of the gene elovl2, whose product is annotated as ELOVL fatty acid elongase 2. The transcript has 8 exons. Lineage: Eukaryota; Metazoa; Chordata; Actinopteri; Esociformes; Esocidae. Bases 205 to 1095 code for a protein of 296 amino acids. Gene Ontology annotation, molecular function: fatty acid elongase activity. Gene Ontology annotation, biological process: very long-chain fatty acid biosynthetic process; fatty acid elongation, polyunsaturated fatty acid; fatty acid elongation, saturated fatty acid. Gene Ontology annotation, cellular component: endoplasmic reticulum; endoplasmic reticulum membrane. The record is from RefSeq and is a predicted model, not a curated record.
UCUUCACAGACCGGCAUAUGACGCGCGGUACUUCGUGGGUCUGUGGACGCGUGCCACAGGAAGCUAUAAAGGCGGAUACAUAGAGACCCUGUGCAGCACACUUUGUCUCUUCCAACCUCUCUUUCCAGGGUAUCGUGUCUCACGUCCUCAACGUUAUUUGACCUCUGCGGUUGCAAAUAUUGGGCUUACAUCCAGCAGAAAGACAUGGACUAUAUUGAAAGUUUGGACAAUCGGUUAAAUACAUUUGUGGACUACCUGUUUGGGGAGAGAGAUACCCGGGUACGAGGAUGGCUUCUGUUGGACUCGUGCCUCCCCACCCUCUCCCUCACCAUCCUCUACCUCCUAGCAGUUUAUCUGGGGACUAAAUACAUGCGGAACAGGACAGCGUACUCGCUUAAGGGGAUCUUACAAGUAUACAACCUGGGUGUGACAAUGCUGUCCCUCUACAUGCUGGUUGAGCUCAUCUGUGCUACGUGGUCAGCAGGCUAUCGGCUGCAGUGUCAGGGACUCUACGAGGCCGGGGAGGGAGACAUCAGGGUGGCCAAGGUUCUGUGGUGGUAUUACUUCUCCAAGCUGAUCGAGUUCCUGGAUACCAUCUUCUUUGUGCUGCGGAAGAAGAACAACCAGAUCACCUUCCUGCAUGUGUAUCACCACGCCUCCAUGUUCAACAUCUGGUGGUGUGUUAUGAACUGGAUCCCCUGUGGACAGAGUUUCUUUGGGCCGACUCUGAACUGCUUCAUCCACGUGUGCAUGUACUCUUACUACGGCCUAUCCACAGUCCCCUCCAUGCAUAAAUACCUGUGGUGGAAGCGCUACCUGACUCAGGCACAGCUGGUCCAGUUCAUACUGACCAUCACCCACACCCUGAGUGCCGUUGUGGUCCCGUGUGGCUUCCCCUUCGGCUGCCUCCUCUUCCAGUCAUCCUACAUGAUGACCCUUGUCAUCUUCUUUGUCAAUUUCUAUAUCCAGACCUACAGGAAAAGACAACCCAGAGAAGUCAGGAAACUUGCGUUUGAUCAGCGUGACAGCAAGUCCAGUCACCAAAAUGGUCACUCGGUCUCAACAAACGGUACCAGCUUCAAGAAAAGCCAGUAGUCUGGACAAGGCUGUCAAGAUGACAACCAACUUCAACAACCACCAGAAUCUAUAUAUGCUGUGACACUACGCUAUAAAGCUACAAAACAGGGAGAAACUUCAAUGUUGCAUUUUGUAUAGAAAACAUUGUUCUUUUUUGUAUAGAAUACAUUGUACUUCAUUUUUGUAUCAAAUAUGUUGUUUGGUUUCUUUGAUGCUUUAUAACGAAUAUGUGUAAUACUGAACGCAUGGGAUGAUGUGCUCACUCCUGUUUAACUUCCAAGUGUUGAAAUGCAAGUGAAAACUCCAUCCAUUCCUUUCCACACAGGAAUCCUUAACACUGAGAAUCUACACUAGUGCAUAGAAAUUUCCACCACUUUGUAUGACAUUUACUUUGUUAUUAAGCCAUAUGGUCUUUAUUGAAUAUAGCCCCCCCCCCCCCCCCAUGUAUAUGGCGUGUACUCACCACAAAUAUCACUUGAGCAUUCACACAAAUAAUUGUCAAACUAAAGAUGCCUUAGAAACACUGCAAAACCUUCUACCUGUUAAAUCACAAUGUAUUCGAAUGUCUUAGUUUAAAGGUGCAAAAUGUGCUGUUAAACAUCUGGUUCUUCAGAAGAAAUUAACAUUGUCAUGUCUUUCGUGGACUUUAUACAUUGAUCGAGAGCUGUAACUAUGGAUCAAUGAAUGUCUUAUAAACAAACAAAAUAAAAGUACUUGAGAAAAAAAAGAA